Puntigrus tetrazona (Sumatra barb) is the source of this 2248-nucleotide messenger RNA. RefSeq names its product ubiquitin-conjugating enzyme E2 J2-like. The record is from RefSeq and is a predicted model, not a curated record. Bases 323 to 979 code for a protein of 218 amino acids. The transcript is spliced from 7 exons. NCBI's taxonomy places the organism in Eukaryota, Metazoa, Chordata, Actinopteri, Cypriniformes, Cyprinidae.
AUCUAAAUCAUUUUGUUUUAAUAUGCAAAUGUGUGUAUAUUUAGGAUGUUAAACGUGGCAUUAUGCAUGUGGCAAGCCUUCCAUCCGAUAAGAAAGACAAAAAUGAGAGCGUAUACCACUCCUUAAAUUCUUAAAUCAAAAGUGAAAGCAGACAGAAAUCACGUUACCUUCAUUUUCCCUUUCUCUUAAAGCACUGCAUUAACAUUAAAAGACUUGUGCUGUUUAUGUGACGUGUCCAGCAUUUGCUGAAAGUCAAAGCAGAUAUUCAUCUGAGACUGGACACGCGGUCUUCACCUUCAUCUGUUCUGAAUCCACUAAAGAAAUGAGUGCGGGUGGUAACAGGAACACGACAGCGACACGGCGUCUCAAACAGGUUUACCUCAGGAUAAGGAGAGAGCCCGUGCCUUACAUCAGUGCCGAACCUCUGCCGUCUAAUAUACUGGAAUGGCAUUUUGUUGUUCGCGGACCUGAGAAAACCCCUUACGAGGGCGGCUACUAUCACGGCAAGUUGCUAUUUCCUCAAGAAUUUCCUUUCAAGCCACCCAGUAUUUAUAUGAUAACUCCUAAUGGGAGAUUCGCGUGCAACGCGCGGCUUUGUCUGUCCAUUAGUGAUUUCCACCCUGACACGUGGAACCCGGCCUGGUCCGUCUCCACCAUCCUCACCGCACUGCUGAGCUUCAUGGUGGAAAACAUUCCCACGCUGGGAAGCGUAGAGACGUCUGACUUCACCAAAAGACAGCUGUCUGCACAGAGCUUGGCCUACAACCUGAAAGACGGCGUUUUCUGUGAGCUGUUUCCUGGGGUUGUGGAGGAGAUCGAGGCGAAGCAGAGGACUCGGAAAGACUUCGGCGUUCCUCCUCAUAACGGUCAGCCAAAGCCUAACGUCAGAGGAGCGCUUGUAAACCUGUGUGUUGUAGCUGGUUUAGUUUUCUGUGUCUACACAGUCAGGUUUGGGCUGCAUCUUAUAGGCCAGGACUGAAAACAGACUCUACCGAUGCGACCCGAAAGCUCUAUUUGAGGCAUCGUUCUUUCUUUUAACUUCUGUUCAGAACACUUGAGGUAAUGCAAUGAUACGGGAUGGUUUUCUGAAGUUCAUGACACUUUGAAAUGAAACCAGCAGUCUAAAAAAACAGCUUUUGUAAUAUUCUUGAUUCACUGUAAAAAAAAAACAGAUUCAACUUGUUACCCCGCUUUAACCAACAAAAACAUUUUAGUUGUCACUUAAAUUAACAUUAAGUAACUAAAACUUACUAUACCACUAUAAAUAAUAAUUUUGUAAAGUAAAUGACUUCAUUUAAUAUGUAGCUGUUGGUAAAAUAAUUAACUGUGUGAUUACAUUCAUAUCUGUCUUUAUAUUUUGUGUUAUAAGAAUGUUAUUUCGUUGUUUCUUUCUUUCUUUUUUCUUCUUUCUUGCUUUUUUGCCUGUGCAAUUAAAUGAUUAAACUUCAUUUUGAAGUUAAAGUACAAGCAUUCAAUAAACAACUAAUUAUUAGCAUGACUAUGAAUCUUUACAUUCACCACACUGGACCUUUAGCAGUCUUUUUAAUCAACCAAAGACCCUGAAAUUAUAAAGUAUUUGAUGGGGUCUCUCUAAAAAACGAUUUUAUUUAGCACUGGUUAUGUAAGUGGACUACUUCAAAAUCACUCUUGUAAAUGACAUCCUCCAAACUAAAAUGUAAUUUCAGUCAGGCGUUAUUUUAAGAUACAAUUUUUUGCCAUUAACAAGCCAUUUAACUACAACUGUUGCCUCAAAAAAAAUAAAAUAAAUAAAAAUAAAAAUCUGCUGCUUAUUAAUAGUUAGUAAUGUAAAUGUCACGUUUAGGUAUUGUGUACAUGUACUUUACGUCUUAAUAAACAGCCUAUUCGUUAUUAAUAGGUAUGCUAGGCAACUUUAAUAUCAUUGUUACUUAAAGACUCCUAUAAAAAAAAAAAAAACGGGUCCAUUUUAACAACAUUUUGAAAAAUAAUACGUUUAUUUUUCAAGUCAGUCUGAGGCAAUUUGUUAACAUGCUUUAAAUGUACUUUGUACUGAGAGAGUGAUUAUAAUUAUAUAUUUAUAUAGUUGUUUUGUUUUCGAGUUAGCUCUUAUUACAUCUGUAUUACUGUUAUUCGAAUGACGACGUUUGCACUAUUAACAUUAAAUGUGGUAACCCAUACGAUAAAAAAAAUGCCACGCUUGUCUACUUUAUUCCAUUUAAGUUGGCUUGACGCGAAGCCGUGUGCGUCAGUGGCGUGUUUCCAAUAGUAA